CUAGGCCACCAUGACAGAUGAACCCUGGGGCUUUGACAAAAACAAAAGAAUGCUCAACCCUGACUUCAGUGCACAGGACAUUUAAUUGUAUAUAAUUUUAUUACAUACUAGUGAAAGUGGAAGUAAUCUGUUGUUCGUCAUGUCAUAUUACACCUUACCAUGAAUGUUCUUAUGUACAAUUUCAAUUUAUUAUUUAGAUCACUUUAAACAAAUAAUAGAGCUUAUGAAAAUUAUACAAAAUGCACACACUUUUUUUCCACCUCACACCAGUCACUCACAGAGCGGAAGUGAGCUGCAUAUAUAUAAAAUUCUGAUGUAUCCGCUCAGCCUGACAACUGUUCACUUCCUGUCUUGCUUUUUUUUUUUUUUUUUAAAUCCAGCCACAGCAUCAGAAUGCAACAUGGCUGUUUCAUUGCAGCAUUUACAGGACACAAAGUAACUCAGCCUUAAAAGUCUACAUUUGGGUCCACCCUCACACCAAUUCACCAAGUGACUGAGCUGACAGUGAAGAAAUAACAUCAUGGGGAACCAGUGUUCGGUGCAUAGGUGGUGUAAAAAGAUCAACAAGAAAUAUGACAAAGGGGGUGUUAACAGAACUGAGGAGAGUGAAGAAAAUCCUCCCUUCCUCUUAAGACGGCCUCUUCAGGGGGAGGGGGACACAGUGAAGGAAACAAGGGAGGAGACUUCAUGCAGACAUGCAGAAGAAACCUCUAGAAAAAAUGACAAAUUACAAAUUAAUGCCCAGGGUCUUUGCCUGUCUGAUAUAGAAGAGGAAGCUGAGAAAUAUUCAGCAGACCUGGACAAGAAAAGGUCUAAACUCAUUCAAACAAUCACUUUGGUGAUGCCUAUAGCAGAUGAAUUGAGACAGCAAGGUUUGAUCCAUCCAGAGACGUACAACAAAAUCCAAGCUGCCAGGACGAGCCAGGAUCAGAUGAGGGAGCUCUACAAUGCACUGACUACUACAAAAUCCAAAUCCGCCUUCUACAGAAUCCUCCAAGAACUUGAGCCACAAGCAUGUGAAACAGAAGAUUUCAUCAAGGAGGUCAUCAAAAAGAACAAAGAAUAUCUGAGGCAAAAGUGUCAGUGGGAGUUGGAAGGCACUGAAAAGUCUCGUAUGGAUGAAAAAUCAUUGGAUAAAAUUUACACACAGCUCCACAUUAUACAAGGAGAGAGUGAACAUGUCAAUAAACAACACGAGAUUUGGGAGAUUGAAGAUAAAGAGAGGAAUCAAACUGUUGAGGGUAUUAGAAUCAACUGUAAUGACAUCUUUAAACAUGUGCAAGACGACAAAGACGUGACAGCAAUUAGGACUGUGAUGACAAAGGGAAUUGCUGGCAUUGGAAAAACUGUCUCUGUGAAGAAGUUCAUCCUUGACUGGGCAGAUGGAAAAGCCAAUCAGGACUUGGAUUUCAUCUUUAUGUUUCCAUUCAGGGAGCUAAAUUUGGUCCAAGAUGAUCAGAUUAGCUUUGAGAACCUUGUGAAAACAUUCCAUCCAGAGCUUAAAACCGUAGCAGUUGCGAGAGCUUUGGCUGAGCGUAAAGUUUUGUUCAUCUUUGAUGGUCUCGAUGAAAGUCAACUUCAGCUGAAAUUCAAAACGACCAAAAGACUGACAGAUGCUAUGAAGGAAUCCUCAGUGGACACUCUGGUGACCAACCUUAUCAGGAAACAUCUUCUUCCCUCUGCACUUGUUUGGAUAACCUCGAGACCAGGAGCAGUUCAACGCAUUCCUCGUGAGUAUGUUUACCAAUGGACCGAGGUCAGAGGAUUUGAUGAUCCACAAAAAAUAGAGUACUUCAGAAAGAGAGUUGAGGACGAAGCAGUCGCUGAAAAUAUUAUUGAACACAUAACAAUGUCACGGAGCCUGUACAUUAUGUGUCACAUACCUAUCUUCUGUUGGAUUGCUGUACAUGUUUUUGAGUAUUUGAUGCGUAAAAUGGGAAACACCAAAGAUGGAAACCAAAAAAUACCCACAACUCUUACUGGGAUGUACACACACUUCCUUCUUAUUCAGAUGACGAUAGCUAAUGAAAAAUAUGGCGAGCAGGAAGAGCCUGAUACAGCUGAGAUCUUUAAGUCAAAUGAAGAGUUCAUUUUGAAAUUAGGCAGGUUGGCUUUUGAACAACUGGAAAAAGGCCGGAUCAUAUUCACUGCUGAAGAUCUGAAGAAGUAUGACAUAGAUAUAACAAAAGCUGGAGUUUACUGUGGGUUGUGUACAGCAAUAUUCAAAGAAGAGAGCGUGUUCCUAACAAAGAAACUUUACUGCUUUGUGCAUCUGACAGUUCAGGAGUAUUUUGCUGCUCUCUUUGUAUAUCAUAGUUUUGCAAACAAAAAAAUUGAUUCUGAAAGUCUCAAGGAUUUCAUGCUAAAAGGAUCUGAUGAAGAGCUCAAGUUUAUCUUGGAAAGUGAUCCAGUGGAUCUACCUUUGAACGAAUUGAUUGAAAUUACAAUAGCUAAUUCGACUCUGAGAACGACCGGAGAACUGGACAUGUUCCUCAGGUUCCUUAUUGGCUUGUCUCUGGAAUCAACACAAGACCUGCUUCAAGGUCUGAUUCAACAGACUGAAGAACACUCUGCAAAUAUUGAGGAAAUUCGGUCAAGUCUAUUAGAAUUAGAUGUAUUGGACUGCUCAGCUGAAAGAUGUCUGAACCUUGUCCACUGCCUGACUGAGUUGAAAGACAGUUCCCUACAUGAUUCAGUACGAAAGUAUCUGAAACCAAAUUGUCUUCCUGAAUCACCGCUCUCUCCUGUUGAGUGUUCAACUCUGGCUGACCUGAUUCUAAUGUCAAACACACCUCUGGAUGAAUUCAAUCUCAAGAAAUACAGACCAUCAGGAAAAGGUAUCAUUAGACUUCUUCCAGCUGUGAGAAACUGCAGAAAAGCAAGAAUCUCAGGUAUAAAUGUCGGUGUUUGGGAAUAUAAAACUAUCUCUUCAGCUCUUUGCAUGCCACACUCUGUGUUAACUGAACUGCACAUAGUGAAUAGUACUUUUGGCAAUCGGGCGGAUAAACGUGCAGAAACCUUGGCUGAUGGACUGAAAAAUUCUCAGUGUAAACUAGAAGCUCUAAGUCUUUCUGGCACAGGGCUCGCAGCAAGAGACAUGGAAGAUUUUGCAUCAGCCAUCAAAUCAGUCAUCUCAAAUCUGAGAGAACUAGAGUUGAGUGGUGACAUACUUGAGGACUCAUUAUUCUCUGUACUCUCUGUUGGUCUAGGCUGCCCUAAACUUGAGAAGCUCAGAAUGAACAGACGUCAUAGGGCUGCAGAAAUCUGCAAAAUGUUAGUGACAGCAUUCACAUCCAAACCUUGUUACCUGAGAGAACUGGAACUAAACUACACCCAGUUUAAAGACUCGGAAAUGAAGAUCCUCUCAGAUGGGCUGAAGAACAAAAACUGUAGACUGGAGGUAUUGAGCCUCAGUCACAACAGACUCACUGAGAAAGGCUGUAAGAUACUCGCCUCAGCAAUCAGCUUUACAGCCUCGCACCUGAAAGAGCUGGACCUGAGUUACAAUGAUCUGCAAGACCAGGGAGUGAUGGAACUAUCUCAAGCAUUGAGGAACCCAAAGUGUGGUUUAAAAACACUCAGGCUGUCAUUUUGUAAAAUGACGGGAGAUGGAGGCUGUUCUUUGGUCUUGGCUCUAAACUCAGACCAUUGCAGCCUCAAAGAUCUGGACCUCAGCUUUAAUAACCUCACCGAAGAAGUUGUGAAACUGUUGACUGAAAAACAGAAGGAUUUGCGCUGCAGUCUGGAAAAUCUCAAUGUGGACCACAACGAUGAAUGUUGGGUUGAUCUGAAGCUACUGAGACAGUGUAAGAAUAUAUUUCUUGUUCAUGAUAUUCUACAUCUGUGAUGUGAUUGGAGAAGAAUGAGCCUGUGCAUGCAUGCACAUUCAUGCACACGUACAUGCGCAUGCGCACGCACCCUCCAGAACUGCCUGCUUUGUUCUUCACGUAACCCACACCUGUCUCCUCCUAGCGGGUGUGUUUUAAUGAGGUUUCUCUGUUUUAUAAACUGGUAUUUCAGUUUUCAGUGUAAAUUUUUACAAGCAGGAGUUACUUUUUAUAGAUGGAGGAACCAAUUGUUUAAAGUUGCUUUAUUCUAACACUAUGGAGGAGCCUUAUAGGAAGACCUUAUUGCUUUUUAGUCAGCGAUCUGAAUGGAGAAUAAAGCCUUAUGUGGAGUGGAAGACCUAUUUGGUUUUUGCAUGUUAGAAGCAGUCUUAAUGGAUUUGGGUUUUUUUUGUGCGACUCUUUUGCCUUGUUUUAACAGCGGGGCGUUUUUCUCAAGUGUCCUUCGUGGUUGUUUAUUUCACCUGUUUUGCUUUGAGAGCUUUUAUUGCUCUUUCCCUGUCAUGUAUAAUCUUUCUGACUGAGAAAAAGCUAAACCUUUUUGAAGUCUAAACCUUCAAAAUGUCCUUUCAUCAAAAACAUUUGUUUCCUGAGAAGCCGGACACCUAUGGACGUGUACGUGUGUGCCCUCAACUGCCCCCACCCAGCUGUCACGUUUACUUGUCCGUGUAAAACCGAGUAUUUUUGGGAUCUAAAUUUCAAAAUGUAAGACAAAUCGAUGCCAUCUUAAAACAUAGAUGUGUAAUGUGGCAAGUAUUUCAGAUUUCAGUGUGAAUUAAUACAAACAGGAAUUACUUUUAUAGAUGCAGAAUCAAAUUAUUUAAUGUUGGUUUUUUAGACACUGAUCUGAAAGGUAAAUUUGUAUGUUAGAAGCAGCUUUGUUGGAUGUGUUUUUAACUUAGAGAAACAAAGUGUGAAUCUUCUUUCUCUUAAAAAAGCUUUUUCACAGGUUUAAACUGUGUGGUCUGUCUUUCUGGCAAAACGCAGGACAACUUAUGAAAUGAGAGCAUGCACUACCCUCCAGAACUCUCAGCUUUUCCCGUCCUUUGUUAGUGAAACUGAAUAUUUUAUGGAUAUAAAUGUUUAGAGAAAAUAGCGAGGUACUCAACUAUGUGUCUCUUUAAAUUGUAGAUGUUUAUUCUAGGCUACAUGUUAUUUAUCUCCCACUGAGUCUGCUUGUCAUAUGCUAUGUAUAAAGGUUCUGAACUUUUCCAAAAUGACGUAGAGCAGUCAAUUUUCCCUCCUGUGUGGCUGGUGGAAGUUUUUAGUUUAUUUGUGAAACUGAACGGGGUUGUGGACAAUUACUGUACUGUUUGAUUUGAGUUUUGUGUUGGAUCCCUUUCUUCAAUUGGUAAUUCUCUUGGAGAUAUGAAAACACAGAAUAGGUCUUACAAGUUUUACAAGCCCUGCCCCUGGGUUGAGUGCGAAUUUGUGCAGCAGAUCCCAGCGUGGAAGCUGAUGGUCCAGAGUGAGGGAUCAAGCAGCCAAGGCAUAGAGGACAGGAAAAAAUGUCUUCAAAAUGGGUUUUCUUUAUUUUAACCCUCAAAAAAAGUUCAGAAAGACAGUUCAAAAAUAUAAUUAGCAGGCCCACAAAAAGGUCAACUAAAUAUAACUCUACAAAAAGUAAUUUCCAGAAACUUCCAGAAACAAACCAUUUACACACAGCAGGGGAGAACAAAAACAAACACCUAACCAUACUAACUACACACAGAAUAGCAGAAGUAAACCUAAAACACCCCUGUUUCUGAUAAGCACUUGGUUGUUCCUGUUGAGCAGGCAUUUUGUUUUCAAAGGCCUUAGCCACGCCUUUUGCCCAGACAGGAAACAGCCACCUCCGCAAACCAGGUAAAGCCAAGAAAAAAAAAUCUAAUUAAUAUAACGGAAAACAUUUUUAGAAAAACCACACAAUGCUAUUAUGCCUCAUAAUAUCAGUAUUAGGUUUAAGCAAAAACAUGAAUCAAUUAUAUUAGUGAAGCAACUACAAAUCAAACUAAUGAAGUGAAUGAAUGGACUAGUUUUACCCAUGUGUGGCUGAUGCCAUCACAUCCAGCCAGCCAGCGGAAAGGCCAGUUGAUCCCUGGACAUGCAUUGGAGCCUCACCCCACAGCGCAGACUUUACCUACACAGAGCGUUUCUGACAGGUGGGCAUUGCUUAUGCGAAAGAGAAUUACAACAAUUCAGUGUGUUUCUCUGCUCCAAGACACCUGCAGUCCUUUCACACGAUGAGCAUGUCUGUUAUAGCCUGCCCUUCAUAAAUAUCUGCCUGUCAGUUCUGAUUAUUCAAACCAUGUUUAAAAUGUGAGUUACUUGUUGUCCAAAAACAUUUCCUCAAGAUAUGCAAUGUCGCUGAUUUAAAAAUAUAUACAUAUUUUCAAGUUUUUAGCUGGAUGUCAAACAUAUGAAAGAAUCUUAAGCAAAGUAUCCAUAAUUUGCUUUCAAUGUGGCAUCUUUGUUUUCAUGAACUGCAGAUAAAGAACUCCUCGCAAAAGCAAAACAGGUGGUUUUGCUUUUUUGCAGCUAUCAUUUAUAUUCUUCUGAUUUGCAUGUGUUUUAGUGUAAAUGCAUAUUUUUGGAUGUCCUGAGAUAUCUUUUAAAUCAGGAUUUCAGUAUAUACGCAUCUUGAAAAGGCAUCCUGUUGUGGGCCUUAGUGCAUACAGUUGAGUCUAUAAUUUGUCUGAAAAAGACACAAUUUUUGCAGAUUUGCCUUUGUACACCAUCACGGUGUAUUUUUGAACAAUUGCUACAUGUCUGAAGUUCAGACUUUAGUUAAAGAAUUUUUAGAAAAAAAUAUUUUUAAUGAACAAUGAAGUAGACAGUUUUCUAGUCCCCCAUUUUUAAGAGUCUGAUUGGACAGUUAACAGAAAAGCCAUGGUUUUUCACCAUAACGAACCUUAUGAGGCCCAAAAAGAUUUUAGUGCAAAUCUUUAAAAAAAAAUAAAAAAUAAAAAAAUAAAAAUAAAAUAAACAUAUUAAAACUUUAGGAGUAUCCAAAUUGGACAAAUUGAUUCAUUAUUUAAAAGAAAUAAAUGUGCUAGCCAGCUAAGCAACACCAAAAUGCGUGAAAGACCACAGAAGACAACUACAGUGGAUGUCACGGCCAGCGGGAUCUGACGUUGCUUUGCGUGAAUGAUGAACCCAAAACCAGACAACAAUGGAUGUGGAAAUCAACUUGGAUUAACAGAAAGCGAGCCUAUAUUUGUGGCUGAUUACAGGGAUACACAAAGCAAGGAAAAGCGAAUGGGGAAAAAACUAAACUAAAGCCUAAACUGGAAGAAACUAUGACUGACUAUGAAACUGUGAAAUGAACACGAUUCUGCACUGGUGUAUGUGAGAAACUGUGAAUAACGGACCAGAUACAUGAACAUGAACAUAACCUAAGCAGAACCGUGAACGGUUCAAUCCUGACGUGACGUGGAGGGUAAAUACACAGACGACCUGAGGAUGACUGAACGGAAACACACAGGCUAAAUGCACACAAGGGGUGGUCAGGGGAAGUGGAAACACAUGAGGAGAUAGCUGACCCAAUAAAUCAUAAUGACACCACAGGGGAUGUGUAAACUAAGCACAUAGAACAUGGAAACAAGACCUUCAUAAUAAACAGGAAACAUGAUGGUACGCAGACAUGACACGAUCUUGACAACAUGAACCACACAGACAUGAAACAUGAGAGGUAAGACGGGAGACUUAACACAGGGGGUGAUGACACAACAGAUUCUAAAUAAACAAGGAACUAUAACUAGGCAACCUAGGAGCUUCUGACUGGAUGGACUUAACCAAAAACAAUGAAUAACAAAAUACAAGGUAACUCAAAUCCAAACUAAUAACAGCCACAACACAACACAAGAACUUAACAUACCUUCAAUAUACCUAAGAAAUCACAAAAAUAUAACAAUAACUCAAAAUGCUCAGUCACAGACCCAGCCCCUGACAGUGGAUGAUGACAGAAUUAUUUCCUUAGUUAAGAAAACCAACUUCACUUGACUUGACUGAGUUGACUUGAGUUGGCUGAAAGUCUUUAGACAUUUGCGUUCGACAAAAACACAACACUAUAAUGAAGGCCACUGAGGGGAAGCUGCUUGGCCUACAGCUUUUUGUCAGACAGCACAGUGUUGUUUUCUGCGUAGCCAUUUCUCUUUUUGUCAGGCUUCUAAAAAUUAUAUAUAGAAGGGCCUAGUACCAGGUAAUACCGCCAAAUUGAAAACUCUUCUUGGGCCAAGCCAACUAGGUACCAGUGGCAGAGAGUGAUAAUUUAAUUCUAUAAUCAAGAGAUCCCUUCGUAAAUGGAAAUAUAGGGUUUACAACAAAGUGCAACCAAUGGUUACACUCAAUAACAGGAAAGUUAAAUUAGACAUUGCCAGAAAACAAUGCACUAUGCUUUUCAGAUAUUAGAUGCACAACUGAAUACAGAAAGAUCCACAAAUGAUGGCCGACUUCUAAAUGGCCACCAUGGUCACCACCCAUCUUGAGGAGUUUGCCCCCUCACAUAUACUAAAGUGCCACAAACAGGACUUUAAUAUCACCAACCAUUCCCAUUUUAUUACGGUGUAUCCAUAUAAAUGGCCCACCCUGUAUCUACCUGAUGAAGUUUAAUAGUUGCUUCUAGUUUUGUUCUGAUCUGAACAAGUGUGUAACUUGUACAUCAAGUUUCUUAAAGUUGUGACCCCAGUACCAUAAUUUGGACUUUAUUUUGUAGCUCGCUGCUUAUUUCCCAUCCUGAAUAUUUAGAGAUAAGCCUCAUAAUAACUCAGUAAUUAUGAUGAAACAGAACAGAGCAGAACUUAGCUAAUAUAAACUAAACAGACAGAAACCACACUGACAUGAUAAUACUGUUACAAUUGAUUCACUG
Oreochromis aureus is the source of this 8691-nucleotide messenger RNA. Its product is annotated as NACHT, LRR and PYD domains-containing protein 12-like. The coding region runs from base 521 to 3847 and encodes 1108 amino acids. Gene Ontology annotation, biological process: regulation of apoptotic process. The transcript is spliced from 11 exons. Lineage: Eukaryota; Metazoa; Chordata; Actinopteri; Cichliformes; Cichlidae. Gene Ontology annotation, molecular function: protein binding. The record is from RefSeq and is a predicted model, not a curated record.